Molecule: messenger RNA, 4828 nt
Organism: Dermacentor albipictus
Lineage: Eukaryota; Metazoa; Arthropoda; Arachnida; Ixodida; Ixodidae
Product: lysosomal acid glucosylceramidase-like
Biological process (GO): glucosylceramide catabolic process
Molecular function (GO): glucosylceramidase activity
Source: RefSeq, a predicted model, not a curated record
AAAAAUGUGCUGUUUUCAUAUGCAAGGCUUAGCAUACUUAAGCAUCAACGGACUAUCGUUUAGAAUUACGCCGAUAACGGCGUCAUAAACAAGUUGCUACCGGAUUUUACAAUCUCGUCAUGGAUGUCGUUGAAGCAACUGGUACUUGCCGCCUCGCCGUAAGCAUGCUGAAAAAUGUCUCAUUUGACUGAUGGUUCUCAAAGCCCCACUACAUGCACAACUACCAUGAUUGCCUCACGUGUCUGAUGUCACCGUGAACGAAAGGUUUUCGGUGCGUGUGUGUGUGUGUUUUCCAGGAUUUAGAAGUUGCUCUCCUCAAUCCAGCGACAGAUGUCGCAGCGCGCGCCACCAGCUAGCAGACGAAUUCACUUCGAAACCCGCAUGCGUCUUGAACUAAAGAUGGGCAAAGUAUCCAUAAUUUUUGUUCCAUUCAAGGUUUGUUUACAAUUUUCGGACGUUGAAACCUUCUCUAAGCUAUUCUGCUCGUGUCACGUUGCUCUAAUAGUGCUAGCUCAUUUCAACGCGAUCGCAUUCCACUCGGACCGCGCGUCCACCCCCCCCCCCCCCCUUCACUUCAAGAUUUCUUAAAAUUAGGUCGGUUACGAGGUCGCCAGGUCACGUCGCCCAAGAACCAAUGACACUACUGAGACUCUGCAGUAGGCCUUUGGAGCGUCAGCGUCUUCCGACGCCCUUGAAUCAUGGCGAAAAUUGCGAUCGUCGCAGCGCUGCUGUUUGCGUUUCACGGUGUCGUGAGGAACGCUUGUGUGCACAGGAACUUCGGCAAAGGUAGUACCGUGUGUGUGUGCACUGCAGAGCACUGCGAUCUCCUGGGAAGUGUGGCGAAGCAGGAAACUGGUACCGCGGGUGUCUACGAAAGCGGCAAGGACGGAUCUCGGUUCCUCUCGACGACCAUAGAGUUUUCGCAAGUCGACAUAAAUUUCACUGCAUUGCCGCGAUCGCACAGCGUCAUUCGCGUAACGCCGAAUAUAACUUACCAGGAAAUAAUAGGCUUCGGUGGGUCCUUCACCGACGCUGUUGGCAGCAAUAUGCUUCGCCUAAAGGAACCGCUUCGCACGAAGCUUCUGGAAGCGUACUACUCGGAGGAAGGUCUAAACUACAACAUGGGACGAGUGCCAAUCGCGAGCAGCGACUUCUCGACGCGCGUGUACUCCUAUGCCGAUGCUUCCGACGACUUCGAGCUUGCCAAUUUCAGCCUCCGAUCUGAAGACAUCUAUUUGAAAAUCCCUUUUAUCCAACAAGCCCAAGAAUUGAACAAAACGGACCCCUUGUGGCUGAUUGCGAGUCCAUGGAGCGCUCCAGCUUGGAUGAAAACAAACAAUGACAUGAGUGGCAGAGGUACGCUUCGAGGAAGGCCGAAUGGUACAUAUUACAAGACGUGGGCACAGUACUUUAUCAAGUUUCUGGAUGCUUACAGAGAUCAGAACAUCAGCUUCUGGGGCCUCACCCCACAAAAUGAACCGACAUCAGGCUUCGUUCCAUUCUACCCUUUCCAAACGAUGGGUUUCACAGCUGCCAGCCAGCGAGAUUUCAUCAAGUUUGACCUGGGCCCUGCUCUUGAAGCCGCAGGCUAUGGAGCUGACAAGGUGAAGCUGUUAAUUUUAGAUGACCAACGAGUUUUUCUCCCAUACUGGGCUAAUGUUGUCCUUGCUGAUGCUGAAGCUGCAAAAUAUGUUUCUGGUAUUGCCUUUCACUGGUAUUGGAAUCACUUAAGGGGAGCCCACGUGCUUACAGAAACUCACAAGAGGCACCCCGACAAGUUCCUUUUGGCGACAGAGGCAUGUGAAGGGUCAUCGUCUCUCUCAAAGAACAGAGUACUCCUUGGUAGCUGGAAGCGUGCUGAAAGCUAUGCUUUGGACAUCAUCCAGGACUUACACCACUGGACCACAGGCUGGAUCGACUGGAACCUGGCUUUGGAUACUAUGGGGGGCCCAAACUGGGCACACAACUACGUUGACGCUCCAAUCAUUGUGAAUGUGACAUCCAAGGAGUUCUACCAGCAACCAAUGUACUAUGCCUUGGCACACUUCAGCAAGUUUCUGCCACGUGGUUCAAGAAGAAUUGAAUCAGAACUGGCGCGAAAACUUGACACUGUAGCAUUCCUCAGACCGGACAAUGCCAUAGUGCUGGUGAUUCUGAACAGGCGUUCUUCUUUGAGAACUUACACUGUGGUGGAUGAACAACUAGGUAGCCUAAAUUACAGCAUACCAGGAAAUUCUAUUCAGACUUACAUUUGGUGGCUUUCCUAAGUCCUGAAGCUUAGCUACCUUGCCAUAACAAAUUAUUAGCUAUCCAGUGUAUUUGUGUUCAGCAUAUAUAUGCAUUCUUUCAAUUUGUGAUUAAUUUAUCCUUUUCAGGUGUCAGUUAAUUAUGUUUAAUGGAAAUUCAGUAUCGCCCCAUUUUCUGCAUCUUCAGAAUCGUAAGAAAGUGUACAGCUGAAAAAUGAAUUAAGAAUCUUUAAUUCUUCCAUGAGUUUUGUCAAGCUUACAAAAUGUGGACUCCAUGUGGUGAACUCGACAAGAACAUCAGAUGUGAGUGUAGAAGGUGCUAAACAAGUGGACUUGGCAGGUGUAAGGCAUGUCCUAGGGGUACUCAAUAAUGUGGGCUGUUUUUUGCCAAAUUUCUUCGCUGCCAUGGCACCCUUAAGACUUUUGCUAAACAAAGACAUUGUGUGGGCAAUGAUGGCGUCGGCCAUUUCAUGUCAAGUAUACUUGAACAGCACCCAUUUAGCCACUUGAAAAGUAUAUCUGAUGCAAGAUGUGAAAAACAAAAAAGAAGUGAACCCGCUUCAUUAUGACAUACGGACAUGGAGAACAAACACCCAGAUGUCUAUUUUGCAACUAGAUUUACUUAAACGCUUGACACGUUUUAUUCAAACUUGCAGCACAGGUCCAUUGCAAAGUGUUUUAAUAUGUAUGAAACAUGUUUUAUGUUAUUUUCACUGGUGCUAUUGCUUUUGAUGGACUAUAAUGGCAUGCACCAUCAUGCACACAGCGCCUGAAGGGGUUACGUUGCAGUUGCGAGUUGCUCAAGCAUGAAGAACCUGAAAUUUCAACAAGAGACUGGUUUCUCUUUCCUUGUGCGCUCUUUUUUUCCCAUGGCUAUCUGUUGUACAAAGGCUUACAAGGCUAAAAUGCCAUACUAAAUACAUAUGCCAUGGUUUAGGCAAGUACUGUAUACAAGUUCUGUGCUUCAUGCACUGUCUUACCUCCUUCAAUAUUAGCUUGAAUUACCCCUGAAGUGGGUAAUUCACACCUUCGUUAAGUUGUUUUCUUUUCUUCCUUUAAAAUUUAGAUUAGUAACAUAAAGUUACAGUUGUUUUCUGUCUAAGCAUACCCACUAUGAAACCUUAUUGGCACUGACAUUGUACUGACGAGGAUGAGGUCACAAGUUCAUUUCCUGCUGCAAUGUGGUCACAUGCCAAAGUUGUUGAAAUGCAAAAAAACACUCGUGUGCCAAGUAUUGGGUGCUUGUUAAAGAACCCCAGGCAGUCAGGGUUAUUCUGGAGUCCACAACGAUGGCUCUGGUAAGUGUUGCGAUACUUUGUGACUACACCCAUCAAUCAGUCAUUAUGUCUAGACCAAAAACGAAUACUUAUUGCCAUAUAUAGUCAAACACUGGCUCUAUACCAAUUUACAGAGAUCUAGCUAACCAUUUAUAGGCAUUCCGGAUCCAAUGGCCACCUCAUUUUGUGGUAGCAGUCAGUGGUUUUAGUUGUGACAGUGUAUUAGUUGCUGUGGCUCCAUUAUGACACAAAUUUCAAACGGCUAAGGACCAUAUACAAGGCGUCACUUUUACUUAGGAUUCAGUUUCCUCAAUUAAAACUGAAAAACAUUUAAAAAUGUACACUGAAAUCAUUUUCACAGAUUUGGUUCAGCUAAAAGAAAUGAGUGACCUAGAUAGAAAGACCUGCAUAUGAAUUAGACAAGCGCACAAGCUGAGGCACGAGCUUGACUAUACUCUAUCUCAGUAGUUCCUUGCAGCACUGUGGAACCUACACAAAUUCUUAACGAAUAGGGAGGCCGACUGCCCCUCAAUAUGUACUCAUCUACGCCACGUCGUCUGCUCAGCGUCUGCAUGCCAUCCUGUCAGUACAUGCUCCGUGCUUGACGACAGGCUUGACGAAAAAAAUGUUUUGACGCCAUAACCAUAAACUUCGUUUACAUGGAUGCGACAGUGGGGCUUUGCUUCAGGUGUAUGCUUUCUCUGCUGUUACCUUGCAGCCUCCUUAGCAAGUAAUAAGGGCAAACAUUCUCAUAAAUGUGCACCUGUGGCAGAGCAUCUGCUCAACAUCUACUUGGCAUUUGUUUGCUACCAUCGUCACAUGCCAUGCUGUUGAGUGGGGUAGUAAAUUAAUGAUGCAGUGAACAAUUAAACCUUUAUAGUGUUCUGCAUCUUAACGCAUCACCAGUGUUAAUGAUGGAGUGCCAUCUGCAAACUAGAAGUAAAACCAGUCUUAUGGCUUGGCGCCGUGUCUUGAGUCCUAGCAGCAUGAAAGCAAACAGCUGAUCUCAAUAAUUACGGCAAAACAUACCUAAUGCUUCGACCUCAGCUUGAGAUGAGGCUUAGCGAUGACAGAUUUCGCCACUUGUUUCUUGUUGAUAGGGCGGAGAGCCAGUAACAAGCACGAAUUCAGAUCGAAGUGGGUAGUUGGCUGUAAAGGCGCUGCUAUGUUGCUGUAGUUGAUCACGGUUAGGGUGGCUAUUACGGUUAUUGGCAGUAACUGUCACAGCAAUUUUCGGUAUAUGACGGGUAUGCGCAAAGGCCAUGGCAUCUCACGUAUCACUGUACCAUAUCAUGUAGCGAGCAA